AUGUGGAUCAUCUCUGCGUCCUGGUCCAUGGCCCUCGAGGUUGAAGACACGCUCGGCUCGCUGGAGGCCCAGGGGUCCCCUUUCACAAAGCUGAGCAUCGUCGGAUACUCGCUAGGUGGCCUUGUGGCUAGAUAUGCUAUUGGUUUGCUGUAUUCGAGGGGAUGGUUCGACAAACUCGAGCCCGUCAACUUCACCACGUUCGCGUCACCGCAUGUUGUAGUACGAAUGCCCUGGGACGGCCUUUACAGUUAUCUUUGGAAUUCUCUAGGUCCCCGGUCAAUCUCCAUGUCGGGAAAACAGCUGUUUCUUGUAGGUUCAUUUCUGGAUUCCGGGAAGCCACUACUCAGCAUCCUAGCCGAUCCGGACAGCGUCUUCGUACGAGCGCUGGCUAGGUUCAAGCAUCGCUGUGUCUAUGCGAACAUUGUUAACGACCGAUCGACCGUCUUCUAUACCACUGCCAUCUCGAUUAUCGAUCCAUUCCAGCAAGACCUAGAAUAUACCCCCAUCAACUACGUGGACGGCUAUGAGCGCGUCGUCAUUGACUCCAAUGUGUAUACACUACGACUCUCAAAGGCUCAAAAACAGCUACCUUUUAUCUCCCAAAUCUGGCAGCAAAUCGAGCAAGUCGCCAUCAACCUACCGGUCUCGCUUUUUGUCGUCGUCUUGAUCACCGUUGUGCUUCCCUUUUUCCUCGUGAAUUCUGCUAUACAGACCCUCCGCAGUCGACAGCGGAUACGGCUACAUGAGGAAGGAAAGAGCGGUGCCCCCUUUGCGCAAUACAGGAUUCCUCUCCUAGUCAAGGAUGUACAACACGCUGUAGAAGAUGUAUUUGAAGAUAUCAGGGAACUACAAAUCAAACAGCGGACAUCUGCAAAAAACACCACGACUGUCAAGGACAAGACAAAUGCAUUCGUCGAGACAAGCCCAAUAGAAACGCAAUCCCAGGGUCUGAGCACCGACAAUCGAUAUCCUGCACUUACUCUCACGCCGACUCAGAUAUCCAUCAUCGAGUCCCUCAAUUCCGUCGGCUUCCGCAAGUACCCCGUCUACAUCCACAACCACCGUCAUAGCCAUGCCGCUAUCAUCAGGCGGGUGCCUAAGAAAGGAUUCGACGAGGCCCGGAUUGUGAUUAAACAUUGGCUCGACCAAGAAUUCGAAAUCUAA
Molecule: messenger RNA, 1164 nt
Organism: Aspergillus tanneri
Lineage: Eukaryota; Fungi; Ascomycota; Eurotiomycetes; Eurotiales; Aspergillaceae
Product: lipase ROG1 family protein
Exons: 2
Coding region: 1-1164 (387 amino acids)
Molecular function (GO): monoacylglycerol lipase activity
Source: RefSeq, a predicted model, not a curated record